Molecule: messenger RNA, 826 nt
Organism: Musa acuminata AAA Group (dessert banana)
Lineage: Eukaryota; Viridiplantae; Streptophyta; Magnoliopsida; Zingiberales; Musaceae
Product: profilin-like
Exons: 3
Coding region: 90-485 (131 amino acids)
Cellular component (GO): cell cortex
Molecular function (GO): actin monomer binding
Source: RefSeq, a predicted model, not a curated record
CUCCUCCGCCUCGUCCGAUUCCUUCUCGGUAGAGAAGAGAGACGGGAGAGCCAAGUGUCUUCUCGAGGAAGUUGAUAGAGGAAGGGAGGAUGUCGUGGCAAACUUAUGUCGACGACCACCUGAUGUGCGAGAUUGACGGCCAGCGUCUCACCGCCGCCGCCAUCCUCGGCCAUGACGGUAGCGUCUGGGCCGUGAGCGCUUCCUUCCCCCAGUUCAAACCGGAGGAGAUCGCUGCAAUCAUGACCGACUUUGUUGAUCCUGGAUCUCUUGCACCAACUGGAUUAUUUCUUGGUGGAACAAAGUACAUGGUCAUCCAAGGUGAACCGGGUGUUGUGAUUCGAGGGAAGAAGGGCAGUGGUGGGAUUACAGUCAAGAAAACGAAUCUGGCAUUGAUUAUUGGUGUAUAUGAUGAGCCCAUGACUGGUGGACAGUGCAACAUGGUUGUCGAGAGGCUUGGUGAUUAUCUUUGGGAUCAGGGGUUUUGAAUUUGGUAUUGGUGCUUUUAAACUUGUAUAUUUAUUUUGUUGGCAUUACCAGUAACUCGUGGAAUGGGGCUUGCAACCUCGAGUGCAAAUGAGUAAUUAAUCUGCUUGAUGUCAUGUUGGAAAUGUAUUGCAAGUGUUGUCGGUCUUUGUUUGUCAGCAUGAAGACUUUUUUUUUUUUUUUUUUUUCUAUUUAAUUAGUCUUGGACAAGGAGGGUUCCUGGAGGGGAGGAGAGUUGAUGUAAAUUUGACACGUAUGCGCAUGGUGGUCUGUCUUCCUUCCUGUCUGAAAUUCUUGCAACAAUAUAUAUUUACCUGACUAGAAAAGUAGUUGUUUCAGGUUU